AUGGAGACAAUAACGAUGAAGAGAAAGUCCCUUCCGGAAGACGUAGUCAUGCUUAUACUAGCGCAACUCCCCGUGAAGUCCAUCAUGCGCUUCCGGUGCGUCUCAAAGCAGUGGCACUCCCUCCUCUGCUCCUCGUAUUUCCGCGACCUCCACCGCUCCAUCCAGGAUGCCAAAGGGAACCGUCACUUCCUCAUUAGCCUCAGCCAUGACCGCCUCGACCUCUGCCUCCAUGCCAUCUCCGAGGACAACGACGACAAGCGGCCAACGUUAGUUGGCAGGAUAACUAACGUCGCCGGAGGUCAUAAGGCCCGCCUCGCCGCUCCACCAUGCGAAGGACUCGUAUGUCUCUCCGUCGACGAGCAGCAGUCCGUGAUCGUGUGCAAUCCAACCACCCGUGAAGUGGUCUGCAUCCCUGAUGCCACCCCGCACCAUAGCAAGCUUUUCGACGGUUCCCUCCUAGGUCUGGGGGUUGAUUCAGUUACCAAAGAGCACAAGCUGGUGCGGUUGUUCACCCGCGAAGGCCCAGACUCCCUAGCGCUGCCAACGUUCGAGGAGUGCGAGGUCUACACACUGGGAUCUGCCGGCUGGAGGCCGUUGGGAGAGAUCCCCUACCUCUUAAGCUGGCGGUCUCCGGCGCUUGUCAACGGCGCGCUCCACUGGAUCGCUUGCGCGAUCAACAGUGGUUGGCUCUGCAUCGCGGCAUUCGACCUCCAUGAGGAGAGAUUCCGGCCCAUCUCGCACCCGAGCUGCUUCAAGAAUUCCCUCGGGUGGCCUAUCAUGGAGUUGUUGGAGAUGGGAGGACGCCUGUGCGUGAUGCACCACUGGAGGGUCACAGGCGUUGAGAUAUGGGUGCUGGAGGGCUACGAGGAGGGUACAUGGGUAAAGAAGCACAGCAUCAACAUUCACUCCAUCGAAAGGUACCAUCUGAAUGAGCUCUUCACACAUGAUACUCACCUAUCGACUAUCAUCACCGCGAAUGCCAGGUUUUGCUGGCUGAGCACGUACUUGUUGUAUACAUACGACCCUACCACCGGAACCCUUCGGAGAUUUGAUGUUCAGUCGGCCAAUGACUAUAAGUAUUGCAAUUUAUGCACAAUGAGUUUGAUCCCUCUCGUGGAUAAUUGA
Molecule: messenger RNA, 1125 nt
Organism: Elaeis guineensis (African oil palm)
Lineage: Eukaryota; Viridiplantae; Streptophyta; Magnoliopsida; Arecales; Arecaceae
Product: putative F-box protein At2g02030
Molecular function (GO): protein binding
Source: RefSeq, a predicted model, not a curated record